Messenger RNA from Dermochelys coriacea (leatherback sea turtle), 3044 nucleotides. It is a transcript of the gene STPG1, whose product is annotated as sperm tail PG-rich repeat containing 1. Gene Ontology annotation, biological process: epigenetic programing of male pronucleus. The transcript is spliced from 9 exons. Lineage: Eukaryota; Metazoa; Chordata; Testudines; Dermochelyidae. The record is from RefSeq and is a predicted model, not a curated record. Gene Ontology annotation, cellular component: germinal vesicle; male pronucleus; female pronucleus. Bases 359 to 1363 code for a protein of 334 amino acids. Gene Ontology annotation, molecular function: histone binding; chromatin binding.
CGCAGGGCUAACAGUGCUCCCACUGAAGUCAGUGGCAAAACUCCUAUAGGUUUCAGUGUGAGUAGAAACAGGCCCUUAAUGAUGAAAGCUGGCUUACAGGUAUUGGCAGUCUGUCAGCAUCAAGUUUUCAUUAACAUUAUGGUUUCAGAGAAAUGGCCACUAUUCUAUUUUUAAUUGCAAUCUUGUACCUUUCUUUUAAUUCUUAGUACUACGGUUAUUAUGAAGGAUGUGGUGUUUACAUAGCAAAGAGAUGAAGAACUUCCCUCUGUCAGGGCCAGCAUAACAUUGAUGUUUUAGAAACAAAAUGGUGACCCUGAGGAGGAGAGUGUUUCCAGCCAAUGGGCAGUAGUUGCAUAACAUGGCUGACUGCUUUGAGAACUUUUCUGUAGCUACUAGUAUCAAAAGAACAGAUAUGCAGAUCAGGAAAACAUCAAGAGGUUACAAGGUCGCCUCCAUUCCUUAUAAAUACCAGACAAGAGUGAUCCCAAACUCAGAAAAAAAAGGAUUUAAUUCUCAAGCAAAGAGGUUUCAGUAUAACCAGAAUGAAAUUCCAGGCCCGGGAUUCUAUAAUGUCGUUCACCAAUCUGCAGAGAUUAACAGCACCUCACUGUCAAAGAAGGGAACGGGCUACUUUCCUUCCAUGGAUGCUCGUCUCCCACACAAAAGAAAACCCAGCUACCCUGCCGCAAAUGCCUACAACCUCUCAUUGACAUUUCAAUCCAAGCAAGAUUUCAGCAUGGGAAACUCCAGCAUGUUUCAGCAACCAAUCGCUAAGAGGAGAGAGCAAAUGUCCACCCCAGCGCCCAAUCAAUACAACGCCUUUCUAGAUUUCUGCAAGCAAAGCAACAACGUGUGUGCCCGGGCGAUGUUUUUGUCCAAAACGACAAGAGGAUUAAGCACUGAUAAAACAGAAAAAUGGCCUUCUCCGUGCCAUUACAGAAUCAACGAAUCCCUCGUCAAGAAGUCCCCCAGGAUUCUAGUGUCUUGCUUCAAAUCAAAUACUCAUCGUGAAACAAAAGUGAACACAAUAAGCCCAGGGCCUGCAGCCUAUCAGCUAAGCAAACCCACUAAAGCAGCAAAGAAGACCACUUCCAUGCGAAAGCAAAACUUGAAUUUCUCCGCCCCAGCCAUACCACCCCCAAAAAAUCCACCUUUGCCUGGUCCAGGGCAGUAUGAAAUAGUGGAUUACGAAGGCCCACCAAAGCAUUACAUCUCUAGUGCUGUAUUUGUCUCAAACACGGGACGGUGGAGAGGGGACACAUCUCAGCAAGUGAUACCUGGGCCAGGUACUUAUCUGCCAGAAGUACCAGGGAAGCAGUCCUUUAUCUACAAUAUUGAUAACAAGUGGAUUCCAGUACUGUAGGCAUCACAGCCCACAUAUUUUGGAGAAAUUCUGCAAAGACUGGACUUCAUUCAAAACCAGCAGUACAUCCGCUAAUGCACAAGCAAGCUAUAGUGUCCCCAGCACCCAAGUUUUAACUGUCUUUAUUGUCUGGCAUCUGAUACUGGUAUUUUGCACAUAUUGCAAACUGAAAGGUGAUCAUUAGGCUGAAAUUGACCUAAGAUCUUCCAAUUAAGCUGACACUGAACAAUUCAUGCAAAUAUUGUUUGAUUCUUUUUUACCCUAUGGAAUUAGUGAUCAUGUAUCUUUGGCGCUGAUAAAUUCUGGCCAUAUAUCGGCCAAUCACGGUAUACUUGCGGAAAUCUAUAUCUUGCUUUUUAUCCCCAGUUAUCUUGGUUGGAACUGUGGUUCCCCUGAUCCUCCAUUUAGACCUCUGGCUUUUAGAAUGCAUGUGUGGUGCUGGAUUAGGUGCACUCUCUCCCUGUAAACACAAAAUAAAUCUCUGUGUGUUCUAGUCAUGACAAUAAUACAAAUAAUAAUAGCAGUCUGUCUCAUCUAAUCAACAACAGCAAAAGGAGGUGGGAGUAGGAACAGCUGUCCAAAAUUGAGCAUUCGAUCAGAGGUUUGGAAUUGCACCUGUUUAUCUUCACCUGUUUCUCCUCUUACUCACACAGGCGUAAAUCAGAAAAAACUCCACCGAAGUCAAUGAAGAUUUGCAGAUUUACUCCAGCUCAGAGGCUGGCCCCAAAAGGGCCCCAUUUGAUACCCACAUUGCACUGAUGUAAAUGACUGCAUACAUAGCAGCGUAAGGGUGAGUCCGCCCCAUACAGUAUGCUACCCUGGCUGAGUGUCGUGUAAGUUCCAUCUCUCCAGCAAAGCCCUGGGCAGUCUGGGAUUUUAGGAGAUCACAUUUCCCAUAGCAACAGACAAAUUGCUUGUAGAAAAACCUACAAGCAAGUGACAUGAAAUUAAACCAAGGAGGGUAGAGAGGGUAGAUGAAAGAUACAUGGAACUGCAAGAUACAAGGAAAAGCAAUGAAAGUGACAACACUCUUAUUGGCACUCUGCAGAGAAACCAUGGAGUGGGAGACUGACCUUGUUCCUAGCAGAUGGUACAGAUAGCUAGAUCAGUGGCAUUCAGGAUUGGGGCACAUUGGGAGGGCAAUAUGGGAGAAAGCUUGCAUUUCUGUGAUGUUUGUGCUCUGAGGACAGAGCACUUCAAUUUGUCAUGCACAGUCAGGUCUUGGCAUGUGUAGGUGUGAUGCACUUGCAAAAUUUGUGCAAUGUAAGCAGCACGCCUUCAAAAUGAAUAGCUGUGGAUGCAGUUUUCUGAUCUGGAAGUGAGGAUAAGUCAAAAACUUUUGAAUUAAUUGGUUUUUUUUAAGUCAGUACAAACUAGCCACCAACUGGACCUAGCAGAAUAUUGCUUCAGUGGAAUAUUGCUUCUCUCAUUCAUCAUCAUGAACUCCUGGCAAACAGAAGUGGGUUCAUACUUUCACAUGACCUUUAUCCACCCUCAGGACUUGCUGCCCCAGAGCCUCUUCGGUAGCACUUUAACCUUCUAAAGGUGCUGGUGGGCUCCGGGUGACCAGUCAAGAAUGCUCUUGCAUGCUUGUGAGCUGUGCUUUACACAAGUUGUAUGGCAACUCGCCUUUGCUGGAAGGGAUGAACCGAUACUGAGCACGCCAGUAAUGUCAGCGAAA